AUGUCUUCCGCUCCUGUGGCUAUUUCUCCAAGUUCAGAACCAGCGGUAGCGCCGGCGACGGAGGCACCCCGACAGCUGGACGUGGUGGCAGCUGUGGGCGCCGCUGUGAGACUCCCUUGUCCUGCCCAAGCCUUCCCGCCACCCAUGCGCACGUGGUACAAAGACGGAUCACCAAUAGCCACAAUGAAUGAAGGUGUCUGGGAGGUUGGUGGUGACCUAGUGAUGAGCUCAGCGAGAUUGGUUGAUGCCGGGGAGUACCGCUGUGUGGUGAACAACUCGGUCGGUUCGAUCACCAUCUCAACGCGUCUGUCAGUCACCACACCUCUCACUCUCGUGAUGGAGCCAAUGAGGUUAACGCUCACCACGGGCCGUCCACUGCAGCUUCUAUGCAGAGUGACGGGCAGCCCGCUGGACCGCAUCACGUGGUACAAAAACGCCCGCCCCAUCAGGUACGUCACGGGCAGCCCGCUGGACCGCAUCACAGCCAUCAGGUACGUCACGGGCAGCCCGCUGGACCGCAUCACCUGGUACAAAGACGCCCGUGCCAUCAGGUGCGCGACUAACGAGCUCUUCCCUGCCACUGAUUGCCUUCCGUACACUGACUCCAGGUUCACCAUCUGCCAGAGACUUUGA
Hyalella azteca is the source of this 633-nucleotide messenger RNA. RefSeq names its product brother of CDO-like. The transcript is spliced from 5 exons. Gene Ontology annotation, cellular component: axon; plasma membrane. Gene Ontology annotation, molecular function: cell-cell adhesion mediator activity. Lineage: Eukaryota; Metazoa; Arthropoda; Malacostraca; Amphipoda; Hyalellidae. Bases 1 to 633 code for a protein of 210 amino acids. Gene Ontology annotation, biological process: axon guidance; dendrite self-avoidance; homophilic cell-cell adhesion. The record is from RefSeq and is a predicted model, not a curated record.